AUGGGGAACCGCAGCGCGGCGGACGCGGACGGGCUGCUGGAGGGGCGCGGGCCGGGAACCGGCGGCGGCGCGGGAACUCCCGCGGCGGCGGCGGCGCUGGCGGGGGGCGUGCUGCUCAUCGGCGCGGUGCUCGCGGGGAAUGCGCUCGUGUGCGUCAGCGUGGCGGCCGAGCGAGCUCUGCAGACGCCCACCAACUACUUCAUCGUGAGCCUGGCAGCCGCCGACCUACUACUCGCCCUGCUCGUGCUGCCUCUCUUCGUCUACUCCGAGGUCCAGGGCGGCGUGUGGCUGUUCAGCCCCGGCCUCUGCGACGCGCUCAUGGCCAUGGACGUCAUGCUGUGCACCGCCUCCAUCUUCAACCUGUGUGCUAUCAGCGUGGACAGGUUCGUGGCUGUGGCCGUGCCGUUGAGUUACAACCGCCAGAGCGGCGGCGGGCGCCAGCCGCUGUUCAUCGGCGCCACGUGGCUGCUGUCGGCCGCGGUGGCGGCCCCAGUGUUGUGCGGCCUCAACGACGCGCGCGGCCGCGACCCCGCCGUGUGCCGCCUGGAGGACCGCGACUACGUGGUCUACUCGUCCGUGUGCUCCUUCUUCCUGCCCUGCCCGCUCAUGCUGCUGCUCUACUGGGCCACGUUCCGGGGCCUGCGGCGCUGGGAGGCCGCCCGUCGCGCCAAGCUGCACGGCCGGGCGCCUCGCCGGCCCAGCGGCCCCGGCCCGCCGCCCCCCGAGGCCGUCGAGACCCCCGAGCCCAUUCCGCCCCCCGAGGCCGUCGCGCCCCCCGAUGCCAUCCCGCCUCCCGCCGCCAUCGCGGCGGAGCCCCCGCUGCAGGGAAGCAAAAGGAGGCGCGCCAAGAUCACCGGCCGGGAGCGCAAGGCCAUGAGAGUCCUGCCUGUGGUGGUCGGGGCCUUCCUGGUGUGCUGGACCCCCUUCUUUGUGGUGCACAUCACCCGGGCGCUGUGUCCCGCCUGCGCCGUGCCUCCGCAGCUGGUCAGCGCGGUCACCUGGCUGGGCUACGUCAACAGCGCUCUCAACCCCCUCAUCUACACCGUCUUCAACGCCGAGUUCCGCACGGUCUUCCGCAAGGCCCUUCGCCUCUGCUGCUGA
This is a messenger RNA of Neomonachus schauinslandi (Hawaiian monk seal), 1101 nucleotides long. It is a transcript of the gene DRD4, whose product is annotated as dopamine receptor D4. The transcript has 4 exons. The record is from RefSeq and is a predicted model, not a curated record. Gene Ontology annotation, biological process: adenylate cyclase-inhibiting dopamine receptor signaling pathway; adenylate cyclase-activating adrenergic receptor signaling pathway. The coding region runs from base 1 to 1101 and encodes 366 amino acids. Lineage: Eukaryota; Metazoa; Chordata; Mammalia; Carnivora; Phocidae. Gene Ontology annotation, molecular function: G protein-coupled receptor activity; dopamine neurotransmitter receptor activity, coupled via Gi/Go. Gene Ontology annotation, cellular component: plasma membrane.